AAUGUAUAUCAAUCUCACAUAAAAUAAUAAGCCUUGGUGGACUCAUACAUCACUUGUACCAACAGAAACUUAAAAUAAAGUAUUCAAUUUAGUGAAUGGAUAAUCCAGUUUCUAGAAUAAGGCAACACUACUUACCACUUAUUUGAGUUUGGAAGCAGUCAAUAGAAUAGGUCCAGUAAAGAAAUUAGCUAUUUAUUAUAAAGCUGGAAUUGUUGGUGCAAUAUUUUUAGGAACAAGGUAAUUAAAUAUAAUAUAGUAUUAUUAGAUUUGCAUCUGGAAAUUAUUAUGCAAAAAGUAUACAAACAGAGAUUGGUAGAUUACUUGAUGGUGCUCCUGUUUGGGAAAAUAAGUUUGAUGUACCAGAAUUGGAUAAAAAAUUCUUUUUUAUUGAUGAUGAUAAUAAUUUCGAACCUUCUUUAUGGCAUCAUGGCAUGUAUUAAUAAAUAAUUUUAUGUAGCAAUCAGAUUGAUAAACCUAAACAAUUUUACAAAUUUGAAUGAGC
Molecule: messenger RNA, 502 nt
Organism: Paramecium pentaurelia
Lineage: Eukaryota; Ciliophora; Oligohymenophorea; Peniculida; Parameciidae
Source: the annotation of a GenBank genome assembly